AUGUCCAACCACACUACAUCGACCCAAAACGCUGGUGGCCCGGAAUUUCUCCUCCACACUUACUACCGCUCCUCCUGCUCCGGCCGGCUGCGAAUCGCCCUAGAAUUCAAACAGCUUUCUGUCGAAUUGGCUUACAUUCACCUGUUCAAAGGCGAACAGCACUCAGAGGAACACAAGACGCUCAAUCCUUCUGGCUCGGUUCCAGUGUUGACACAUCUGGUGGGCGAGAAUCCAAGCUUCCCAAUCACCCAGUCUGUCGCCGCUCUGGAGUAUCUCGAAGAAAUAUAUCCAACGCAGCACCCACUCUUACCACCCUCAACCCAGCCGCUGGAACGAGCAAAAGUCCGAACGCUAGUCAACAUCAUCACAAACGACGUGCAGCCCAUCACCAACCGCCGCAUCACGACAGCCGUCAAAGAACUAGGCGUAGAUCCGGUGCAAUGGAGCAAGCAGUACAUGACGCGCGGCCUUGAAGCGUACGAGAGGAUAGCGGAGAAGACGGCGGGACGGUACAGUGUAGGAGACAGCGUGACGAUGGCGGACGUGUGUCUCAUCCCGGCGGUGUGGACGGCGGACAAGCACGAGGUCGAGCUGAAGAAGCUGCCAACGGUCAUGCGGGUGUAUCGUGCGCUUAGCGAGUUGGAGGCUGUGAAGAGGGCGCAUUGGAGUGUGCAAAAGGAUGCGCCUGCUGAUUUGGAAUGGCUGUGA
Neohortaea acidophila is the source of this 708-nucleotide messenger RNA. Its product is annotated as maleylacetoacetate isomerase maia. NCBI's taxonomy places the organism in Eukaryota, Fungi, Ascomycota, Dothideomycetes, Mycosphaerellales, Teratosphaeriaceae. The transcript has a single exon. The record is from RefSeq and is a predicted model, not a curated record. Gene Ontology annotation, biological process: L-phenylalanine catabolic process; glutathione metabolic process. Gene Ontology annotation, cellular component: mitochondrion; cytoplasm. Gene Ontology annotation, molecular function: glutathione transferase activity; maleylacetoacetate isomerase activity. The coding region runs from base 1 to 708 and encodes 235 amino acids.